Aspergillus versicolor CBS 583.65 is the source of this 1143-nucleotide messenger RNA. RefSeq lists its product as uncharacterized. Lineage: Eukaryota; Fungi; Ascomycota; Eurotiomycetes; Eurotiales; Aspergillaceae. The transcript is spliced from 2 exons. The coding region runs from base 136 to 714 and encodes 192 amino acids. The record is from RefSeq and is a predicted model, not a curated record. Gene Ontology annotation, molecular function: metal ion binding.
GCGGGCACUCCUUCGCCUUUAUGCACUUCUUUUGGCAGUUGUCUCCCUAUUUCAAUAGACAUUUAUCACUGAGAGGGGUGUUAUUCCCCAGCCAGGAUUUGAACGAACAUAACCCUAGAUUUCCCCCUUAUAAAUAUGGAUAACCAGGCUUCUUCCUCUCAGAGACGUCGCAUCUCAACGGUGGAGAUACCAUCCUCAUCACCACCUCGUUCUCGACGACCUUCUACUCAAGCAGGCCCUUCAGGGUCUCGUAAACGCCGCCGACUUACGAACCAGAGUGUUUCCUCAACAGCAUCUCAACCCGAAAAUGAACCUAUCGAGUCUAUUGAUCUCACCGAUGUCGAUGGAAAUUCAGCUAUUGCCAAAGUACUGGCGAGGCAACGUGAAGAUGCAGUCGCCGCCCAGCACACAGAUGAUAGCGCAAAUGCGCGCUCACGACUCACUGGUUAUACGUGUCCUGUGUGCAUGGACACUCCUGUAGAUGCUACAACUACGGUUUGCGGUCAUUUAUUCUGCCAUAAGUGCAUUAUCGAGACACUGAAAUUUAGUGAAGAGCAGCGAGCAGACCAUACGGGAAAAACCCCACGGGGUACAUGCCCCGUAUGCAGAAAACCUCUCGCGAGAGCAGAUGCACCCGGAAACAAGAGAAAUCUUAUACCUUUACAAAUAAAGCUUGUUACCAAAAAGCGGACGAAGCACGGGGGUACAUCUUGAAUAUUCGUCUUGAAUAUCUGGACACCAUUUUACUAUCAACUAGGUACAACCCCACUUAUCAUACCGACAUCAUGGAACACCAUAGAAAAGAAGGCUCAUUUGGGGUAUUCCCAUUAUUACAUCCUCGUUUGAGCCUGUGGGGUAUGGUGCCAUGGCGAGGGCCGCUAUUAUAUGAAGCGCCACCAUCACUCCCGUCGAGACAUGUCAGUGCAUAUGACUGCGCUACGGUCGCGAUGUGCUUGCAGCUAUCCAUGCGAAAGACCUGCAACGGCCCGGAGUCUAGACCGUGGUUUAGAGCUUCAACCAACAUGAAAGGAGAAACAUACCUUAUGUACAAUAGUCCAAGAAAUCAAAUUGCCUAUGGCUUUAUAUCAUUGAAGUAGAAGGCAUCCGCUCGGCACUUAGGUGGGUAAAUUAAUUGCGGCAGGG